AUGGCUUUGCAAUGUUACGUUUGCAAUCACGAAAACGAUACGUGCAACACCGUGACGGACAACACACCUACUAUGGAGUGCGCGACGGGAGUUGUGGGUGGAGCAGCGGGUGGUGCGUCACCGGCAGUACCAGGGGCAGUACCAGGGGAAGUACCAGGGGCAGUACCAGGGGCAGCAACAACGGCAGCACCAACAACGGUGGCACCAGCAGAAAUACAGCGGCUGGCGAGUCACGGUCUUAAAAACCUCAACGCACGUCGCUUGGCACGGUCAGUCGACCUUCUUGCUACGGUCGACUACCAAUGCUUUUCCGUGAAAGUUUCGUUCAACAACUCCCUUGGUAAUAAUGAUUAAGACCAAAAUAAUACCAAUGAUAAUCACCAACUGGCUAUUUGUACGCAUUUCGCAGGUGUAAUUGCAAAUGGCACUCAACGCGGGUGCAUGGAAGCAUCAAAAAACUGUUCCGAUAUAGUGAACUUGUCAAAAAACCUAACCGGGAUCACCGUGUUGGAAUUGUGCACAUCCUGCACCGACGAUAAGUGCAACAACGGCAGCGUGGGUGUGGCUGUGCACUAUGCCCUGAUUCUGUCCUUGUACUUUAUGGUGGCGACCCAAGUUUUGUCCCUGAUCAAGAGCUAA
Messenger RNA from Cinara cedri, 639 nucleotides. The record is from the annotation of a GenBank genome assembly. NCBI's taxonomy places the organism in Eukaryota, Metazoa, Arthropoda, Insecta, Hemiptera, Aphididae.